AUGGGGGCAGCCGAGUUAUUUACUCGUAGCGGGGAUGACAAGGCAGUUUGCCCUAUGCCGGCUCAUCUGGUCCCUGACGCGCCUGAAAAGUUUAUCGGGGAUUACUCCUUUCACGAAUUUAAUGAGAUACUCUCUGGUUGCUGCUCCGCAAUUACUUGUUUGGUGAUUUUCGCGGUCAUGGCUCGGCAUGCACUGCGAUACAGUGACCCAAACCAACAGGUUAAAAUUAUGAGAAUUGCUACACUUUCCCCCCUAUAUACGAUCUAUUCAUUGCUUUCAAUAUGCUUUCCCAACGCAUAUGUCUAUAUGAAUGGAUGGACAAAGUUUAUCCAAGGUCUUGCCAUGUAUUGGUUUCUCAUGUUGCUUUGCGAUUUUAUGGCACCAAAUGACCGGCAUAGACCGGAGUUCUUUGCGUCUCUGCGUGUUCCAAACACAUACACCAAAGGAACAUCGGACGGAUUGUCAUUCUUGAAGAGAACCUGGAUUUCCGUUCUCCAGUAUCCAAUUGUCGCAUUCAUUCUCGCCAUAGUUCAAAGCGUCACCCAAGCGCAGGGAACUUACUGCCUCGAAGGAAAGGGUGCUCAUUUUUCUAAAAUCUACAUUACUGUCAUUAAUAUCAUUUCGCUAUAUAUGGCUAUUUUCAACAUAAUCAGGUUCCACAAACACCUGAAGUCCUACAUGGGAGAAAACAAGCCUAUGCAGAAGCUCAUAGCAUUCAAGAUGGUUGUUGGUCUUGAGUUCUUAGAACAGAUCAUCUUUAUGAUCCUCGACGCCACCAACACCCUCAAGCCCUCCGCUACCUUGAGCUAUGCAGACAUUAUCAUUGGUAUUCCCACCAUGAUCAUCUGUCUGCAGGUGGUCCCAUUUGCAUUCUUCUUUUUCCACGCCUUUAACCUCAAGCCAUACACAAAGGCGAAUACUACACGCGCUAGUGACGGUUCUCAGCAAUACCUCGCAGUAGACGGCAAUGAGGCCGGCAGUCCCCUCGGAAAGCGCUACAAGGGUGGUCCUUUGGGAAUCUAUGCCUGGAUCGAAUUGUUCAACCCAGGAGAGCUCUACCACAGCAUCAGAAACACAUGGAGGAUGUUCCGUGAAGCUAAGAUGGGAAAGAGUGAAAUGAACCUCAACCCUGAACCUUAUGCUUAA
This is a messenger RNA of Penicillium manginii, 1146 nucleotides long. RefSeq names its product OSTA/TMEM184 family protein. Gene Ontology annotation, molecular function: transporter activity. NCBI's taxonomy places the organism in Eukaryota, Fungi, Ascomycota, Eurotiomycetes, Eurotiales, Aspergillaceae. Gene Ontology annotation, biological process: transport. The transcript has 6 exons. The coding region runs from base 1 to 1146 and encodes 381 amino acids. The record is from RefSeq and is a predicted model, not a curated record.